UACAUAAGCUAUUCUUUGUUUUAUAAACAAAUAAGAAAUUGAAUAAAAAUAUUAAGUACAAAACUAAUAUACACUAUUUUUAUUAAGCAUAUAUUAUACAAGAAAAAAAAAAUUAGUUAAGUGGCACCUCUGUAUUUUGUUUUUUCCGUCUUACAAAAAUUAUCAAAACUCCAUUCCAAAAAGAGCGCACGGCAAACCUCAAACUGUUCACUUUUUAGCAAAACGCUCUAUUUUGAUUAUCUCAGUUGAGUGUUUGCAUAAAAUAUAUUUCCAUGACGGGUAGGAGAAAGCGUGGACGCCCACGUCGGGGCGAAGGACCAGCACUUGACGAUCUUGAUGUUAUGCUAGCACGAGAAUUCCAACAACGACCGGCCUUCUAUGACCGCACUCAUCCUCAAUAUAGAAAUAGAGAUUACCUUGAAGGCAUGUGGAUGGAUAUGGCAGAGAGUGUGGGCCAAAACGUUGGAGUUGUAAAAAAUCGUAUGGUUCAGUUGCGAAAUCGUUAUAAUUUGGAAAAACGUCGAGUUGAGAUGUUGCAAGACCAAUACAACGAUCCAAGUAUUACAUCGCAGUGGCCAAUGUACAAUUAUUUAACAUAUUUAGGUGAUCAUAUAAAACAACGUAGGUCAUUUACAAAAGAAGUUAUUGUAAGACCGAAAUCAGCGCCGUUCUCGAAUUCAAGACCUGUGCGCUUUGCAUAUUGCAGUGAUUCUGAUGGCUGUGAUGAACCUAAUCCAUACCCGCCAUGUCCCCCAGUUGCUGCCACCGUACAAGAGAGGCAAUUGAUAAGGGACUUAUCAAACAAUAUAAGCCAGUCAAAUAGCAAUGCCAACUACCAUAGCGCUCAACCACCUACCCCUGAUAGAGAAGAAGAUCGGAAUUCUAAUCCCAAUUCAAACUUUUGUAAAUUUAGAGCAUUUGGGCAAUUUUUAGCUUCAUCUUUGAUAGAAAUGAAUCAACGGGACGCAUUGCAUUUGGUGGAGAAGUUCACCAGCGAUUUGGUAAAAUCUUUACUACUUGAGACGCAUAAUAAAUCGUCCGUUGGUCAAGUGGAGGCUGUUGUAAAUGGACAUAACUAAAGAAAAAAAAAUUAUAUUAUGCUUAUACGCAUGUUUGUAAGUGGGUACUGUUUAUAUGUAAACAUUUGGAUUAAUUUUAUUCACAUAUGUCCUGGAGUUAGGUUAGGUGCCUAGAUUUAAACGAAUAUCUUUAUAAUUUGUUGCGUGUAAAAAAUGCAUGUCAUUUAAAAAAAACAAAAUAAAUAAAUAAAUAAAUAUUACAUGGAAAUAAACGUCCGUAGCAGGAUGCAAUAAUCUUUCAUACAUAUAUGUAAGUACUAUGUAAAUUCUAGCUUUCGCCGUUCCUUAAAAUGGAGUUAUUAAAAUUUUGCUCCUAUCUUAAUAUUGUUACACUUUGA
Molecule: messenger RNA, 1417 nt
Organism: Anastrepha ludens (Mexican fruit fly)
Lineage: Eukaryota; Metazoa; Arthropoda; Insecta; Diptera; Tephritidae
Exons: 5
Coding region: 273-1079 (268 amino acids)
Biological process (GO): regulation of transcription by RNA polymerase II
Cellular component (GO): nucleus; transcription regulator complex
Source: RefSeq, a predicted model, not a curated record